AGAAUAGAAGUUGCGUAGUUCUAGAGAAGGUAUAGGUUUAGGUAACCUUGUUACCUCGCGACACUAGAUUAUAGGUCCAGACCACGACGUCACGAUUUGUUAUGAUUAGACUUUGCUGUUUCAGCACUUCUUCCGCCGAGGAGUCAGUUGACUGGGAGUUCUUGGGAGUUUUACGAUCUAACCAGUCCGGUGACACCGCGAGAGUGAUAGUGAAAGCCGCAGAGAGAGAUAGUGAAAGAGGAUCGCCUACUACUAUGGCUCCGUUGCAGUUCGCGGUGUACUGGCGUCUCGCGCUCAUAUUCUUCUUCAUGGCGUUUCUCUUCUUCCUCGACCUCUUCGCCGUUAGCAGAGCAACCUCCUCGUGCAAUAACGUCCCGGGUGAGUUACCGGCCGCUAGUCGAACCUUUGGAGAAGUAUCUUCUAGUGCCCAUACACAGAACUGGACUACAUGGGAGGUGCGCGAGGUAAACGGAUCAGUUUUACAGGUAUUGUUACCGCAACAGGAUGAGAUUACGGGUGGGAACGACACGGAAAGAGAGAAUGGUACAGUGUGUAUGGAUCCGGAGGUGAUGUCGUACAGUCAGACCAUCUACAUGACUGGCCUUCUGCUGGGAUCUCUGUUCGGAGGAGCUCUCUCUGACAGGUACGGUAAGCGAGCAGUGCUGCUGGUGUGUGUGUGUGUUAAUGCCGUGACUGCUGUGCUGCCGGCAGUCCUUCCUCACGCCCUCCUCUUCCUCACCCUGCGCUGUUUGGCCGGGGUCUCCUGCUGCUGUAUCAAUAUCUGCAGCUUCAGCCUGGGUGUGGAAUGGAGUCUUCCCAGGUAUCGUAUUUGGCCCCCGGCCCUCCUGUCCUUCUCCUUCAGCCUGGGUAUGAUGGCGUUGGCACCGCUGGCGUACCUUACACACACCUGGACACAGCUACACCUGGGACUGGCCGUACCACAGAUCCUCUGUCUGCCUCUCUACUAUUCUAUUCCUGAGUCUCCUCGCUGGCUGCUCCUGAAGAGGAGAGCAGAGACUCUGGAGGCGUAUAGGAGACACAGUCCUGAGGACAAACGCUUUCUAGACCUGUUGUUGGACACAGAGGGGAAGGACCUGCAGGAAGUCCACCUGGAGACACACACACUGGAGACUGGCACACCUGACAAUAAGACACACCCACUUGAGACUGACACACCUGACAGUGAGACACACACACUGGAGACUGACACACCUGACAAUGAGACACACCCACUUGAAACUGACACACCUGACAAUAAGACACACACACCGAAGGCAGACACACAAACAUGGGAGGAACACACACUUUCCCAAUGCGGACACAUGAGAAGUCCCACCAUCCUACUGCGCCUGGUCAUCUUGAGUUACAUUGGGCUAGCAUCAGCCCUGACGUACUACGGUAUCUGUAUGAAUGUCGGGCGGUUCGGGGUGGAUGUCUUCCUGGCUCAGUUCUUCAGCGGCCUAUCAGAGGCUCCCUGCCUGCUCGUCCCAUUCCUAUUGGCUCGCUGGGGCAGACGCCCAAUCAGCAUGCUAUCCCUGUUCCUCAGUGGCUCCUUCUGCCUGCUGUCCCUGCUCGCAUCACGCUUCUACGCUGUCCCAGGGUUGGUGAUAACUCUGGCCCUGGUGGGGAAGCUGUGUAUGCAGACCACUGUGUUUGUCUCUGUACUCUACGGCAUCGAACUCUUCCCUACGCUCAUCAGACAGAAGUGUGUGGGCUUGGUGUGUCUGUGUUACAGGGUGGGCUGUAUCCUGAAUGCGGUGAUCAGUCCUAGAGGAGAAACCAUCCCAUUGGCCGCUAUGAUCCUUUAUGGGAGUGGCCCCAUUGUUGGGGCGGGACUGUGUCUGUUUCUACCGGAGACCAGUGGUGUGCCGCUCCCUGAUUCGCUGGAGGACUGUGACAGACAGCCCAGUCUUCAUCUACCAACCUUCCCUUCCUUUUGGUCUUCAGAGGGUGCUCAGCGGAUGCCCCAGCUGACAAAGCCUGUCCAUUCCUGGGAGACACAGACCCAGAGAAGCCCUCCCACAACCCACAGGAUCUCAACUGACUCAAACUGCACAUACUCGCACACACACACCACAAACACACACAUGCUGUAGAUACAUGUAUUUGAAGGUCCAUGGUGCUCAGUUGGUACAGAACACAAUAAACUUGGAGGUACUACCUGAACUUAAUAAACAUUGUAAUACAGUUUGCGAUGUUGUGCCCUACUGAACACGACCCUGGUUCUAGUGUUUUAUAGGUUUGAUCCUGUAUCUCCCACAGCCUGUAGAGGCUUGCUGAGAGCGUGUUUAAACACAGACCUGUCUGUGAGAUGUGAGGAAACAUUGCUAAUGUAGCAUUGUAUAAACAGCUCUGCACGAA
Molecule: messenger RNA, 2361 nt
Organism: Oncorhynchus kisutch (coho salmon)
Lineage: Eukaryota; Metazoa; Chordata; Actinopteri; Salmoniformes; Salmonidae
Product: solute carrier family 22 member 13
Exons: 10
Coding region: 102-2096 (664 amino acids)
Biological process (GO): transmembrane transport
Molecular function (GO): transmembrane transporter activity
Source: RefSeq, a predicted model, not a curated record